Cyprinodon tularosa is the source of this 1244-nucleotide messenger RNA. RefSeq lists its product as uncharacterized. Bases 26 to 769 code for a protein of 247 amino acids. The transcript has 5 exons. The record is from RefSeq and is a predicted model, not a curated record. NCBI's taxonomy places the organism in Eukaryota, Metazoa, Chordata, Actinopteri, Cyprinodontiformes, Cyprinodontidae. Gene Ontology annotation, biological process: response to bacterium.
CACUUAGACGCAGAUCAACGUCGCCAUGGAUGAAAGGCAGAUGAUUCUGGUCGUUCUCUUUGGACUUUUUUCCUGGAAUCUCUGCUCCAUUUCUGCUUCAAUGCUGGAGACGAUUGUUCGACCUGGAGACAACAUCACCCUCUAUUGCGACUGCAGGUCGUCCACUGAAGAAAAUAUAUUCUGGUUUAGAAACUGCUCCCAUCAACACCAACUUAGGAUGGAGGCACUUAAAAGCUAUGGGGAAAACUUAUAUCCUCGUUUUAAAUUUUUAAAGAAUCAGUCGUCCGACUCGUAUGACCUGCUGAUCAUAAACGUCACUGAUUCUGAUGAAGGACUUUAUUACUGUGGAACAUUUGAAAAUAAGGUGGAGAAAGACAAAAAUGGAAAAAGUUCCUCUAACUACGACUACGUCUAUGGAAACAUCAGCACAAGGAUCACACUCUAUGCAGGGUCUGGUUUCCUGCAUCAGAACAUUUCCAGGCCAGUGGAGGAGUGCGGUUUGUGCUGGAAGCUGCUGUUCUCUGUCUGUCCUGCUGUUUCUCUGCUCUCAGCUCUCUUCUCCUCACUGCUGGUCUACCUGCUUUGCCAGAAGAAAGCAAACAAUGAAGCUGAAAAUAAGAGAUGUGACAUUUCAAGACAAACUGAAGGAGCUCAGGAUGAAAAUGUUUGUUACGCUGCCCUGGAAAUCCAUCCGCCAUCACAGAGGACGAAGAGGAAGAGGACGAUCCAAAGUACAGAUUUCAGUACAUACUCUGCCAUCAAGACAUGAGGAGAUUCAUAUUUAACACAGAAGUUAAACAGUAAUAAAGGAGUCCUUAGAGUUUUAUUUCCUUUUAUUAACUUCCUCUCAAACUAAAGAAAAAAUCUUUAAACCCUCAUCUCUCUUCUUUUCAGACAGCUUUGUCUUAUUUUUAUUUACAUCUCUGUUCAUCAGUAAAGCUCUUUUCAGUUAAAUGUCUAACUUUCAUCAUGGACGCCUUGAGCUCCUCACUGAGACAGCUUAGUCAAAAACAGCAGUUAGCCUCCGACACGCCGUACCCUACUACUCUAAUACUGGUUCUAUAUUUCACUUUACAGAAGCUCUAGUUACACAUGCAUCUUUUUUUUUCGCUUGUUUUACAUUAAAGUAUAUUUUCAAACAUUUUCACUGGCAUUUAUUAAACUCAAAUUGAAUUUGUUAAACUUUUGAAUUAUGUAACAUCAGACUGUGUGACUAUUUUUUCUUUUACAGCCAGCUCUCUACU